Molecule: messenger RNA, 2949 nt
Organism: Spinacia oleracea (spinach)
Lineage: Eukaryota; Viridiplantae; Streptophyta; Magnoliopsida; Caryophyllales; Amaranthaceae
Product: ubiquitin carboxyl-terminal hydrolase 18
Exons: 11
Coding region: 275-2455 (726 amino acids)
Biological process (GO): protein deubiquitination
Cellular component (GO): nucleus; cytosol
Molecular function (GO): cysteine-type deubiquitinase activity
Source: RefSeq, a predicted model, not a curated record
GGCACCUUUUAAGAUUUGUUUCCUUUCCUAAAACCAGCGAAAUUAUUUCUUCCUAUUUUUUUUGGGAAAACGGCAAAAACCUUCAUCAACAAACUAACACAGGAGAGAGGAACAACUGAGAGAAAGCACCAAUUUGGAAUCCGAAUUUUUAAAAUUUAUUUCUACUUAUUAACAUUUUCCUAAUUUUCCAGAAUUUGUAAGCCCCAAAUAUAAAAAUUAAAAAGGUCGAUGAAUUUGUAGAGAGGUACAAAUACUGGGAAAAGGGUACAAAUAGAUGCAUGUCUCCUCUAUCACCUCGACACUGUCUUUGGAUCCGAACCCGUAUUCUUACCCGAAUUGGUUGCUCCAGUUUCUCAUCACCGUCUUCCUUCUUGCGUUAGGGUUUCUCUACCUCUUACGCUCUACUGCGUCGAAAUACUUCGUCGUCGACGCUAAUUUCAAUUCUCCGUUCUGCGGUAUGGCAGCUUCUAACCCCAAUGCUGCCGCCGCUGAUUCUUGUGCUUCUUGCGGCAAGCCUGCUUCUAAGCUUUGCACUGGUUGUAAACUUGUUAGAUAUUGCUCCGAAAUUUGCCAAAGAGAACAUUGGAUGUCAGAGCAUAAGAAAAAAUGUUCGAAGUCACCACAGCAAAUGGUACGAAAACGUAGUGUGUCUAUUGCUUUGGUCCCUUCAAGUAGAUCUGACAAGACACAGAAGGCUGUGGACAAGGUUCUCUUCCCAUACGAUGAAUUUGUCAAACUUUACAACUGGGACAAAUCUGUCUUUCCACCUUGUGGGCUUCUAAACUGUGGAAACAGUUGUUUUGCUAAUGUGGUUCUACAAUGCCUUACACACACCCGUCCACUUGUAGCAUAUCUGUUGGAGAAAGGCCAUCGAAGAGAUUGCAGGAGAGAUGGGUGGUGCUUCCUCUGUGAACUUGAAAUGCAAAUGACAAGAGCUAGUAGGAGUCAACAGCCCUUCUCACCAAUUAAUAUCUUGUCGCGGUUACCUAGCAUUGGUAGCAACCUUGGUCAUGGAAAACAAGAGGAUGCUCAUGAGUUCAUGAGGUUUGCAAUUGAUACAAUGCAAUCUGUCUGCCUUGAUGAACACGGUGGAGAGAGAGUCAUUCAUCCGAAAUCUCAAGAAACUACCCUUAUACAACAUAUUUUUGGCGGUCAGCUUCGAUCCCAGGUUAUAUGUACCACGUGCAAUCAAGUAUCUAAUCAAUAUGAAAAUAUGAUGGAUCUGACGGUAGAAAUUCAAGGAGACGCUACAUCUUUGCAGGAGUGCCUUGAUCAAUUUACUGCAAAAGAGUGGCUUCAUGGCGAGAACAUGUAUAAAUGUGACGGGUGUAAUGAUUAUGUCAGGGCAUGGAAGUGUUUAACCAUUCACCAAGCUCCAAACGUACUUACAAUUGCUUUGAAAAGAUUCCAAACUGGGAGAUUUGGUAAAAUUAAUAAGAAAAUUAUGUUCCCUGAGAAUUUGGAUCUUAGCACAUAUAUGAGUGAGGAGAGAGAUGGCACGGAUAAAUACGAGCUGUAUGCGGUUGUUGUCCAUGUGGACAUGUUGAAUGCAUCCUUCUUUGGCCACUAUAUCUGUUACACAAAAGGUUUCCAGGGAGAUUGGUACAGAAUUGAUGAUUGCAAGGUGACAAGGGUUGAAUUGGAUGAAGUUCUUUCACAGGGAGCUUAUAUGCUUUUAUAUAGAAGGAUAUCUGCUCGACCAAAAUGUCUGAAGACAUUUGAAUCUGCAAUAAAUCAACAAGAGGAUGGGAUGAAAUUGUCGACGGAGACAGAACAUAGUAGCAGCUCAAUCCGACAGGCUGAUACUUCAAAUUAUUUGGAGCCGUCCAAUUCCAGUUACAGUUCAGCUAGUCAUCUAGAUUCAGAUGUAAAUAGGCAGUUAGAGAAAUUAUCCGGAGUUGACCAUAAACCUAUUUACAGAGAUUUGGAGGACUCACGGGCUGUGAAUUCUGUGUCAGGUCUACCAGCUUCAGUUAAAGUGUCUGAGAAUGGAAAUUGUCCUUGGAAUACACUCACAGCUGUUGCUGCCCAAACGAAUUCCACAUGUUCAAGUGCAGAAUCACUUGGUGAAGUUCCAGGAUCAUCUGUUAUGGCUGGGAAUGCAUUCAGUGAUGCCACAGGUGAUGAUGGUUUAGCAUCUUUAGCUUUUGCUGCUGCAACGGUGUCUGAUGAUGCUGUUGGCUUUUCAGCUGGAUUCUCGGAUGAAUCCAAAUCCUUUGUAGUUGGCAUUACCGAAAGUUUAGGUCCCGUCACCUCUGAUCAAAAUGCCCCUGGUGAGAUGAGCUGCUUUAGUAAUAUGGAAAAAAGUGAGGUAUAUCCAGAUGACAUGGAGUUGGCCAGCGUGGAGCUUAAUGAGCCUGAUAACUGUUGUAACGGUAUCAUCCACGGCAUUAUAACUGAUGAAAGUCCGAAGUCUUGCCUGGAUACGCCACCAGAGAAAGAGAAGCUUUCUUGAAUGCAUGGCUACAUCUUUUGCUUGAGACCAUUUUUCUCGGGGGCGUGUAAUUAUCAUUUUUUUCUGUUGCAGUGAAGCAGCUCGAGCAGCAACAGCGGAGGAACCUCCAUUUCAAUGAUUCAUUUAACAAAUUGUUCGAUUUGAAAGUAUUAUCUAUGAUAUUAAGCAUAGAUUUAGUAUAAGAGUUGAAGUAAGAAAUAGAUGAGAGAAUCUUAGAGCUCUGUUAUUAUUUUGUCCUCCUAGUUUUAAGGACAUUAUUUUAACUACUUAAACGAACUGAUGUAGCCAUGUAGGGCCAAGUCUUGGAUUUCAGUAUUAGAAGGAAAUCUUGGAUGCUAACCUUCCAAAUUCUUGAAACUAUAUUAGUUAACUUGAAUAUCUUUUGAUUAGGCAACUGAUGGCCUCUGUAAGUACUACGGUGUAAUAGUAUAACUAUUUUUAGGCCCGGACGACGCUCAGGGUUAAUGCAUUAAUAACAUUUAUGUUAUUUUUUA